AAUACAGGUUCAUCAAGUCAGACUCAACAUACUUUAAUCAGCAAUUGUUAAAUAAUGUCACUGUCGUUGAAAGAGUUAAGCAACUUAUUGGGUUUUCUGCAAGAAGAAGAGAUAGCAAAUCAACAAUUUGAAAGCUUUUCGCCAGCCUUGCAAAAAGCAGGUUUUAAUAAACAGGAUCAUUUCCGAGUUGGUUCAUCAGUGGUACUUCUGUUACAACACAAAGACCUCCUACCCGGCCAACACCAAAGACUUGCUGCUAUUUAUUUACUCUUUGACAUGUAUAAGAACGAGCCCAUGGCUGCCAAUCCUUUUGCUCCGGUGUUUAUUCAUCUACUGCAACCUGGUGGACAAGAUGAACAGAGCUCGAAAAAUCAUUCCUACCCAACUGCGUUUGGUAAAAUACCAGCACUCACUCCACAGGAAAAAUCUUUUCUCUCACAGUUAGUAGCUGGCCCAAAUAAAGACCUUCUAAAGAAGUCACCAACAACAAUCCUAUCAAAUAAAAGUGGGUCGAACCAUAAUUUUGAUUUGAGUGGUCUUCAGUUAUCACUAGUUGAGAAACAAUCACAACUUCCUACAACAAACAAAGCUGGAAUAUCUUGUGUUAUUUCAAAUCCAGAUGUUUUGGACACUACUCCUGUAAAUGCCAAAUCGAAACAAAAAGUGAUUGAAUCGUUACUCACUGGUCACAAAGCUCCGACGAUGCAGAAUCUUCGUCCAGAGUUCAUCCGUCCAGCUCCUCCUCUUCACCCUUGCAUGGAUGAGUUGGUUUGGAUGAAUCCCAGUGAUUAUUCUUGGCACAAUUUCAUGUGGGACACCAGCAUGGGGCAGAACAUAAACACAGGUGUUGAAGUAAAGAGACUCAUGGCAAAAGCAUUCAAAAAUCCACUAACAGUGCCACAGCAGAAUCAACUUCUACAAGAGCUAAACAAUGAUCAGAAACUUGUGUACCAUGUUGGUCUAACUCCCGCCAAGUUGCCAGAUCUUGUGGAAAACAACCCUCUGGUUGCAAUUGAAGUACUUUUAAUGCUCAUGCAAUCAAGUCAAAUCACAGAGUAUUUCACAGUGUUGGUUAAUAUGGAAAUGUCUUUGCAUUCAAUGGAGGUUGUAAAUCGUUUGACCACAGCUGUUGACUUGCCCACAGAGUUUAUUCAUCUUUAUAUUUCUAAUUGUAUUUCAACGUGUGAGACUAUCAAAGACAAGUACAUGCAGAAUCGCUUGGUGCGUCUUGUUUGUGUUUUUCUUCAAUCUCUUAUUCGAAACCGGAUUUUAAACGUCACAGAAUUAUUUAUUGAGGUCCAAGCCUUUUGCAUCGAAUUCAGCCGAAUAAGGGAAGCUGCUGGAUUAUUUCGAUUGCUCAAACAACUUGAUAAUAGUGAGGCAGAGAAUGUGAAAAAAUAAAUUUAUUUCGUUGAGA
Ciona intestinalis (vase tunicate) is the source of this 1417-nucleotide messenger RNA. Its product is annotated as CCR4-NOT transcription complex subunit 11. The record is from RefSeq and is a predicted model, not a curated record. Gene Ontology annotation, cellular component: CCR4-NOT complex. NCBI's taxonomy places the organism in Eukaryota, Metazoa, Chordata, Ascidiacea, Phlebobranchia, Cionidae.